UCUCCAUAGUCCAUGCCUCUACAUAUCCUGACUAUGCUCUAGAGGAGGAAGUGGCCAUCUACAGAACUGAGUGUCAUGGAUCUGGCACAGGUUAAAGGCAACAAAUUAAAGCAAAGAGGCCUUGGAAAAUAUAUUCUAGAAAGCAAUUACAGAAUGAUAAGGAUCAAACAUGAGAAACCUUGAAGGAGAGAAUGCUUGGCUACAGGAGUGGAUCCAUGAAGAACUCGCCCAUGGGGAAGUCUGGCAGAGACAACACGAGGUCCUGUUGGGGCACCAGGCCCAGCUCUGCUCCCUGCUGCAGGCUAAGAGUUUCCAACCUCUGGAGAAGAAGACCCAAGCACUACAAGAGGAGCUGGAGGAAGCCCAGGAGGCCCUGCGGGAGUGCCGCAAUCAAAGUCGACAACGGCAACUGCACAUUCACAAGCGAGAAAAGGAAAAUCAGAAAAUGACUGAGACAGUGAAAGAACUGGAAAAAAAGGUCUUCAAGCAACAGCUGGAGGAGAACUCAAGCAAGGACAUCCUGAAAGAGCUGAGAACAGAAGGCAUGGAACUAAAGAGACACUUGACUGAAUGGGAGGCCAAGUGGCGAGCAAAGAAUGAAAGGAUCAGGCAGAAGCAGCACCAGAUUGAGAAACUGAACACCACCAUUCAAGGAUUGUCUUUGAAGAGUCAGGAGCUCCACAGAAACAUCACCCUCUUGGAAGAUCGUGUGGUGGAAGCUCAGCAGGAAGCGGCAUUCUUCCAGAAAGAAGUACUUUCUGAAGCCCCAGAUGGCAGCUUUCUUUGGGAGGAACGUGCAUGUGAUCAGAUGAAAAGACUUCCAUGCUUGGAACUAAGCAGAAUCCAUUUCAAAGAACAGCUUUUCCCUUCCAUCUCCCUUCCACGGCCAUCUCUCUGGGUUGCCUGGAACCUGCUGUGGGCAGCAGCCAAAACUCUGCUGUUGCUGUUGCUGCUGACUUUGAUUGUCUGCUUUUUGGGGGGCUUAUUCUCCAGCCGGCCAUGUGCACAUCUGCAGUCAGCUCCCUUGUUCUAUAUCCAACCCAAGGGGCUAUGGCCCCCUCUAGUUUCAUAAAGACACUUACAUUCCUGUUACGAAUGACUCUGAAUAAAUAUAAUGAAAA
Pogona vitticeps (central bearded dragon) is the source of this 1121-nucleotide messenger RNA. Lineage: Eukaryota; Metazoa; Chordata; Lepidosauria; Squamata; Agamidae. The record is from RefSeq and is a predicted model, not a curated record.